UCCUUUUAGCCGGCAACGAUGAUGGUUCCCAGAAUAUUUUAUUUUCUUGCAUUUUUUACUCUCUUGUAUCUCUUCACAGUUUCUUUUGCUUCCACUGAAGAAGCAACUGCUCUCCUAAAAUGGAAAACAACUUUCCGAAACCAGAAUAAUUCCUUACAGGCUUCAUGGACACUAAGUCCUGCUGAUGCCAAGAAUUCUUCCAGCCUCAGAGCGGAAACUUCUGAUGCAUGCAGAGAUUGGUAUGGAGUUAUAUGCGUUAAUGGUCGGGUAAACAAGUUGAAUAUUACAAAUUCUAGUGUUAAUGGUACACUCUAUGAUUUUCCAUUUUCAUCUCUCCCUUUUCUUGAAUAUGUUGAUCUUAGCAUGAAUCAGCUCUCUAGUACCAUCCCACCUGAAAUAGGUAAGCUAACUAAUCUUGUCUAUCUUGACUUGUCCAAAAAUAAGAUUUCGGGCACAAUCCCACCCCAAAUCGGCUCACUAACAAAGCUUGAGACCCUCCACAUCUUUGACAACCAAUUAAAUGAUUCCAUUCCUGAAGAAAUAGGUCAUCUAAGGUCCUUAUCUGAGAUAGCUCUGAAUACUAACUUUCUUGAUGGCUCUAUUCCUGCUUCAUUGGGGAAUUUGAACAACUUGUCUUAUUUGUAUCUUUAUCAUAAUAAUCUUUCUGGCUCCAUUCCUGCAGAAAUAGGGAAACUUGUCAAUCUUGUUGAAGCUUAUCUUGACACUAACCACUUAACAUGUCAUAUUCCUCUAGAAAUAGGUAACUUAGUCAAUGCAAAAUUAUUCUAUGCUUUCUCCAAUGAAUUGUCUGGUCCCAUUCCUACUGAAAUAGGGAAGAUGAAGUCACUUCAGGAUUUGAGCUUCCAGAAAAACAAUCUCUCUGGUCCAAUUCCCAAAACAAUAGGUGACUUAACUGAGCUCAAACUCUUGCACCUUUAUACCAACCAACUUUCUGGUCCCAUUCUUAGUGAGUUAGGGAAUUUGAAAAACCUGAGUGAUCUGCAAUUAUCCACUAAUCAACUUACUGGUCCAGUUCCUCCUUCCUUUGGCAAUUUGAGAAACUUGCAAAUUCUGCAUCUCCGCCACAACAAACUUUCUGGUUCUAUUCCAAAAGAACUUGCCUAUUUGGAUAACUUAGUUAUGAUGGAAAUGGAUGAAAAUCAGUUUUCAGGCCAUUUACCGGAGCAUCUUUGCCAAGGUGGGAAACUUGAGAGCUUCAAGGUGAAUAGUAACAACCUGAUAGGGCCAAUACCAAGAAGCUUUAGCAAGUGCUCGAGUUUAAAAAGGGUUCGUUUUGAUAACAACAGCUUCACUGGGAAUUUAUCUGAAGCUCUUGGUAUCUAUCCAGAGCUUCAGUUCAUUAAUUUGAGCGACAAUGAUUUCCAUGGUGAACUUAGUAGCAACUGGGGAAAAUGUAAGAAUUUGACUAAUCUGCAGGUGGCUAGAAAUAACAUUAGUGGUAGCAUACCACGAGAUAUUUGAAAAGUUAACAGGCUU
Lycium barbarum (goji berry) is the source of this 1497-nucleotide messenger RNA. Its product is annotated as MDIS1-interacting receptor like kinase 2-like. Gene Ontology annotation, molecular function: protein binding. The transcript is spliced from 2 exons. NCBI's taxonomy places the organism in Eukaryota, Viridiplantae, Streptophyta, Magnoliopsida, Solanales, Solanaceae. The coding region runs from base 19 to 1482 and encodes 487 amino acids. The record is from RefSeq and is a predicted model, not a curated record.